Acanthaster planci (crown-of-thorns starfish) is the source of this 3911-nucleotide messenger RNA. Its product is annotated as phosphatidylinositol-3,5-bisphosphate 3-phosphatase MTMR2-like. Gene Ontology annotation, cellular component: cytoplasm; membrane. NCBI's taxonomy places the organism in Eukaryota, Metazoa, Echinodermata, Asteroidea, Valvatida, Acanthasteridae. Gene Ontology annotation, molecular function: phosphatidylinositol-3,5-bisphosphate 3-phosphatase activity; phosphatidylinositol-3-phosphate phosphatase activity. Gene Ontology annotation, biological process: phosphatidylinositol dephosphorylation. The record is from RefSeq and is a predicted model, not a curated record.
GCAUCCGCGACUAACCAAACUCUAACUCCAAGCCUUUGGUCUAUCUAUCCAGUUAAUUCCGUGUUGCGGAUUUGUAGUUGAAUACUCAAAGCUAAAAAACCUACUAAAAUGGAGAGUAAUGGAAGCCUAGAAGAAGUGGAAGAGUCACCACAGCCAUCAAAACACGUUCGUCAAGCCAGUGGGUCGAGUUUGGACAACGUGACGCUUCCCAUCCCAGUUGUGUCGCGGGCGCAGGUCGGACCAUCGGCUGACAACGCCUCCACGGAACCUGCGGCUGAUCGUCUUGAUCGUGAGCAAGAUGACGCAAAGUCAUCAGGUGGCAAGCCAGCACAGACAGAAGAUGUGCCACUCCUUCUGGGAGAGAGAGUUGAAGGAAUAGCGAAGGAUGUGACUUAUUUGUGCCCUUUCACCGGGCCUGUCAGGGGAACGCUUUGUAUCACCAACUACAAGUUGUAUUUUAAAGGGGUUGAGAGGGAGCCACCAUUCAUUCUUGAUGUUCCCCUGGGCAGCAUCUACCGAGUGGAGAAAGUUGGUGGCUCCACAAGUAGAGGGGAGAACUCAUACGGUCUGGAGAUAUUCUGCAAGGACAUGCGUAAUUUGAGAUUUGCCCAUAAACAGGAGAACCACUCCAGGCGACUUGUCUAUGACAAACUUCAGACCUACGCCUUCCCAGUAUCGAACAGAUUGCCAUUUUUUGCCUUUGAGUACAAAAAUUUCCACAGUGAAGAUGGCUGGGCUGUGUACGAUCCCAUGGCUGAGUUGAAAAGACAGGGUCUGCCCAAUGAGAGUUGGCGAAUCAGCAAAAUUAAUGAAGGCUACCAGUUCUGUGAUACCUACCCAGCAGUGAUUGCGGUACCAGCAGCAGCAGAUGAUGAGCUGCUCAGACAGGUGGCUGCUUUCAGAAGUAAAAACAGAAUCCCAAUUCUGUCGUGGAUCCACCCUCAGAGUCACGCCACCAUCACUCGCUGCAGCCAGCCCCUGGUGGGCGUCAGCGGGAGGCGGAGCAAGGAGGACGAGAAGUACAUCCAGAUGCUGCUGGAUGCCAACGCCCAGUCCCACAAGCUGGUCAUCAUGGACGCCAGGCCCAGUGUCAACGCCGUCGCUAACAAGGCCAAAGGAGGCGGGUACGAGAACGAAGAUACCUACCAGAAUGCUGAAGUCAUCUUCCUGGACAUUCACAACAUCCACGUCAUGAGAGAGAGUUUGCGAAAACUCAAGGAUAUCUGUUACCCAAGCAUAGAUGAUAGCCACUGGUUGUCCAACUUGGAAGCAACUCACUGGCUAGAACACAUCAAGAUGGUCCUAGCUGGGGCCGUGCGCAUCGCAGAUCGUAUCGAGAGCCAGAAGACCUCGGUAGUGGUCCACUGCAGCGACGGUUGGGACCGGACUUCCCAGCUGACCGCCUUGGCUCUCCUUAUGCUGGAUCCUUACUACCGGACCAUCAAGGGCUUUGAGGUGCUGAUUGAGAAAGAGUGGAUUGAAGUUGGCCACAAGUUUGCUCAGCGCCAUGGGCAUGGAGAUAAGAACCACGCUGAUGCGGAUCGUUCUCCCAUCUUCCAACAAUUCAUGGAUUGCGUGUGGCAGAUCACAGUACAAUUUCCCAAUGCAUUUGAGUUCAACGAGCAUUUUCUCAUCACCAUCCUGGACCACCUCUACAGCUGCCUGUUUGGCACCUUCCUCUACAACUGCAUGAAAGAUCGGGUCAAGGAGCAAGUGAAGACCAAGACUAUGUCACUGUGGUCUUACGUCAACAGCAGUAGAGAGGAAUUCACCAAUCCCAUGUACGCCGCCUACCACCACCAGCACGUGCUGUUCCCCGUGGCCAGCAUGAGGCGGAUCGAGCUGUGGACGGGCUAUUACAUCCGCUGGAACCCCAGAAUGAGACCCCAGGAGCCAAUCAACCAGAGGAAUCGUGACCUGAUUGAGCUGCGCUCAUUUCUGCAAAAGCAAGUAGAGGAACUCCAGAAGGAGAUCGAGGCCCGUGAUCUUGGGAUGCAGGCAGGGCAGGUGGGGACCUCCUCUCCUCCGAGGGUGGCCAGUCCCAUCAAUGCCUGAGACUUCAAACAGCUGCACUUACAACUGGUGUGAAUGGAGCCCUGGGGAUAUAAACAACUGAGUCCCGAGAUUCUUUGACUCGAAUUGAAUCCAGAUGAGUCCAGUUGAGUCUUGCUGAUGUCAGGAUUUUUUUUUUUUAGCAAAGUCGGUGAAACUCAGAUGCCAGAUGAGUGCAAAUGUUCUGGACCAAAUUCCAUGGAGCCUUGUGGCCGAGAAAAUUGCUUGGCAAAUUUUCUUGCUUAGCCAAAAUGUCCUGGGAACCAUUGGGAAGCCGUGUACAUCACGUGACAUUGUGGCUGGUAGCCAAUUAUUGCUAAGCAAAACUGUCUGUGCUAAGCAGGUAUGUGUGAUCAUUGGCUCCGUGAUAUUGGCCCUACACAGUGUACAGUAACUCUCCUCCCUUUGUACAUACUAAAAUUCUGUUUAAUAAUUUUUACCUUGCCUGUUUUUAUCAAAAAGGUGACGUCAGCAACAUAACUGUUAACGCGAUGUUCUACACUGCAUGCCCUGUAUUUAUUUUUGGAAAUAAGUUUGCUCCCAAGGCCAGAACCUAUGCCAAUUUUGCUGAGGUGUUGGGUCCAGAAAAUCUAAUGAGCAGUGAACAGAUAUUUAGCAUGUGAUUACAUGAAGUUUAGUAUUUGACAUGGUCUCUUUUAAAAUGAUUAAUACAAUGUUUCGGUGGAGCAGUUUUUUAAACCAAAUUAGAAAGGCCUGCUUUACAAGAGAUGUGUUACGGAAUUAAAAUGUGAGUGCAUGUAUAAUGCUGUUGGCUUCGUCCUCUUGGCAAGUAAUGUCCAGUGCACAGCUUUUUGUGGGGUUUUCUGGGGGUAACCUGUUACAGUAAAUAUUUUGUGCCAAAACUAUGCCAAUAUUUUGUUCCUGAUUGUGAUAAUGGAUUGUAUGGAUGGCCCAGUCUACAAUCCAAGUGUUCUUCACGAAGGGAAAUGUCUCACUUCUUGUUGGAAUCGUAAAUUUUUCUUUCCAGUGAGUGCGUUUGAAGCAUUUAUCACUAAUGUUGGCAUGUAAGCAGAGUUCACGGUAUUUUUUAUUUUUUUUCAUAAACAUGGUAAGCAUCUGCUUGUCCGAACCUUUGUAUCACCGGACACUUUUGCAAACCUCCCCUAUGAUAUAUAAAAUAGGUUUCUUGUUUUGUAUUUUACAUCUUUCAAAAUUUGUGCCUUCACUUUUUUCCUUGACUCAAGCUUAAGGGGCCGUAUUGGAUAGAGGCACAGUAAAAUCUGGUACCUUGAAUUCCAAACUUACUGGCAAACAGUUUAGUUAUGAACAAACCAGGGUUUAGCUGCUAAGAGGUUCGAAUAGUCUGUGAGUACAGAUACCCUGGAAGCCAUACCAUUGAAGAUGAUGAUCUGUAGUGUCCCCCUGUGUGUUUCAAAUGUUUGGCACCCUAAGCCUUUCAGGCUAAUAGAGCAUGCAUGACUUGUACCAGACUAUCUUACAUCUAUGUGCGGCAGUGCUAAUUUGAUAUCAUCCCGUGUUGUAUGAACAAAACAUGGUUUGUAUUGCACCGCCUAAUUUGCCCACAUGACAGUCAUUUUACUGUUGCAUGCUGAAUGCCAUCUUAUCAAGAAAAAUGACAGCCAAUUCGAUGAGGAUAGCUGUGAUGAGGAAGUGUUUUUUUUUGGGGGGGGUUUCUUUCAUCGCGCUUUGUUGAAGACACAGUGAUACUUACGCCCUUUCGACGGGAAACAUGAUCACAGCAGAAAAAAUGUUCCCGGCAAAAGGGCGUAAGAAACAUACUCUCUUCAUUUAGUAAAAACAGAUGUAUAAUUUAUUACAAAAUCAACCUGGGCUGUACAAAAAGCAACUUUUGAACAACUUAUUAAAGGACUGGGUAA